GUUUGGGUUGUCCCCAGCCCCACCCCCAACGGUUAGUAGCCCAAACCAUUUUUUUUUUAAAAUUAGACCGGACCCGGGCCCGGGCCCGACCCGGCCGGGCCGGGUCACAAUAAUCAAGCACCGAGCCCGCCCUGCCCCUUCCCACCGGUUCGGGUCCAUACCCGGUCCCGGACCGCCCGACCGAGCCGGUCCCGGGCCCGCACAGUACCGGGCCGGGCCGGGUCACGGGCCGGAUGGCCCGAACCGAAUCCAUCCCUAAUUAGAAGAAGUGAGAGUGCUUCCAUAGGUUCAUUGUUGAAUCUAAUAACGUUUACUCUUUUUUGUUUUACUUGGUGUUAAACCAAAAACCAUAAAGGCAUUUGGGUAAGGGUCAAGGAACACCCUACCUAUUUAUUUGAGAAAAGGAAAGUACAAUGGGUAGGAGAAUCUAGGGGUGUUCAUUCGGUAAUACUGAACCGAACCGAACCGAACCGAACCGAACCGAAAUUUCGGUUAUGCAUAUUCACAUAUCGAAUACUGAACCGAACUAAAUCAGUUUGGAACAGUAAAAACCGAAAAAAAUUCAGUUCGGUUAUCGGUAAAACCGAAUUACCAAAUAUGCAUUCAACAAUAUUUAUGUAAUAAUUUAUAAAUAAAUAUUUAAAUAUAUUAUAUAUAGUAUAUAAAUACAUAAUGAAAUAUAUAUAUAUAUAUAUAUAUGUAUAUUAUAAAUAAUGAUAUAUAUAUACAUAAAUAUAUAAAUAUUUAUAUAUUUAUGGCUAAAAUAUAUAAAUAUAUUAAUAUUUAUAUAUUUAUGGCUUAUAUAUAUUUAUAUAUUUAUGUUUUUUUUUUCAUUUACCCCAGUGCUGCAAAGGCUCCCACCUACGGUGGGGUAAGGGGGGGGGGGUCGGAUGUACGCAAUCUUAACCCUGUACUAAAGCACAGAGAGAUUGUUUCCAGAUGACCCAUAGUGAAAAUCACGUCCAAAAUUGCAUGGACUGGCGCUGCUCCAUAACAAAGAAGCGCAGACAGUUUAGUGAGCCAUUUUGCUAUAUAAUAUAAAUAUAUUAUAUAUUUAAUAUUUAUUAUUUUAUUAAUUUUGGUAUUCGGUACAUACCGAAAACCAAAAUAUUUAUAUAUAUACCGAACCGAAUACCGAAUUUUCAAAAUUAUACAUACCGAUUACCGAACCGAAAUUUCGGUUCGGUAUUUGGCACGUACCGAAAUUUCGAUAUCGGUUUGGUUCGGUCGGUUUACCGAAUUGUGCACACCCCUAGGAGAAUCGAACCAAAGACUACUUGGAAAUAAUUACAUAUGGGUAACUAAUAUGAGAUUGUGAAAUGAUAAUGUCUUGUGUCAAAUUCACCAUUGGUAGACAUUGUAGAGGAAAAACUACUUAGACUCAUCGAUGAACUUGUGGAAGCUCUAUCAUCCUUUCUAAUGCUGUAUUUUACACUUCUUUACGAAUCUGACAAGGGUAUGAAUGGAACUACGAAUCAUCCCUUCAAUAUUCUCGAAAAUUUGAUUUUUUCGUAUUUAUAAAAUUAAAAUAAAUUUGGAUGCUCAUCUACUUUGCGCCUCUCUCUUCUCUUCCUGCCGCUUCCAAAAUCACCAUGAAAAUAAACGCAUUGAAUGACUCCAAUACUCAAUUAUUUGGUUUGUCUUUGGCAACAAAGAAGUUUGGUAGCUAUUCUUUGUUUACACUAAAUUGCACCAAUCUAAUUAAAUUGCAGUCAAGGCCCGAUGCUAUGUUUGUUGUUUUUGUCCUACACGAAAAAAGUAGUUCUAUUUGUGGUUUAAAAUACUUCCACUCCGAUCCCAUUUGGGUUCCAUGUGUAUGUUUUAUCUUAUUUAUGUCUUUCUCCCAUUCGUACCCUUGUCAGAUUCUUGUAGGAAGUGUAAAAUGCAACAUUAGAACGGAUAAUAGAGCUUCCACAAGUUCGUCGAUGAGUCUAAGAAGUUUUUCCUCUACAAGGUCUACCAACGGUGAAUUUGACACAAGACAUUACUAUUUCACAACUCCCAUUAGAUACUUUUCUUGAUCUGUAUUGUCCAAGAUAAUGUGUACACUAGACUAACAUUUUAAUGGUAUAGACCAGAACAAAUUAAUCAAGUGUUUUUUCGUAUCACAAAGUUUUUUUAUUGUUUUUUUACUGCAGGGGGGUCUGGGGGAGGGGGAAUGGGUGGCUUGGAGUAAUCAGAGUUGAAACUCACUCUAUUGAGUUUCAAACCUUUUAUGUGCCUAGCGAGUUUCGAACUCGAGACCUCACGACCAACUGAACUGGAAUGCUUGGUUCCAUAUCACAAAGUAUUACUCUCUAUAUGUCCGGAAAUGCUCUUACUUUCUUUCUUAAGUCGGUGUAACAUGUUCCCAUAUAUUUUCAAAAUAUAUUUCUAUUUAUACAUAUACUCCCUCCAGUCCCAAAACAACUUCACACUUUCCUUUUUGGUUAAUCCAAAAUAAACUUCUCACUUCUAUUUUUGGCAAACUUUUAAUAUAAACUACCCUUAUAUCCUUACUUUAUUACUUACUUUACACUCACUUUCUCUCUUCCACUACACUUAUCUAAUUUUUAGGGGGCAUAACGAGAAAGUCAAAAAAAAAUUCCACUUUCUUAAAAACCGUAAAGUCAAACUACGAAGUUCUUUUGGGAUUGAACUCAUCCAAGGGAGUAUAUUAACACCACAUAAUCACAUUCCUUAAAUAAUGAAAAAGAAACAAACAAUUAGGCCCGCCAAAAUGAUACUUUUACGCUAAAAAAAGGAUGACACUCCAUCCUUGAGGGCCCCCCAACCCUGACCGGAUGGUACGUUGGAAGGAUGUAAAUUAGACUAUAAUCACAAUCUGACAGAUAGAGAGUGAGGCUCUGUCCCCGGUACUUGCAGAGACCCUAUGUAUUUUAGCAUAGUAACCCUCAUCGCAGUUGCCGGGAUUCGAACCCGGGACCUAACCCUUAUGACACUCUCUUGCUACCAGUUGAGCUACGCCCGCCGGUAUAGUUUUAUGCUCAAUAUUUGCUUUCCAUGUUGAUUUUAGUAGCCUUUUCUCUCUUGAAGAGCCAUUGUCCGUAGAAAUUAAACAAAGCAUUGCAAGGAAGAGAUUCUACCUCCUCCCAUUUUAUGUGUCUCACUUUGACUUGACACGAUUAUUAAUAAAGUGGUUGAAAAAGUAAAAAUUGUGGUUGAUAUUUGAGUAUAUUAAAGUGAAUAGUGUAGUCACAUAUUUCUUUCUAAAAAGGGAAAGGAGACAUUUAUUUUGAGACAACCCAAAAAGGAAAGUAGGACAAGUAAAAUGUGAUGGAGGGAGGAGUGCGUAUACCGUGCAACCGGUAUACGGUGAACACCGUAUACCGGGACGGAUUUAUAUAUUUUUUUUCCUUUUGCUUUUAAAAAAUGGUAAUAACUUUUUUAUUUUUGAUCCGAUUUUUAUAAAAUUUAUAUCAACAUUUUUUAUUUUUCAUGAUCUUUCAAAUGAGACCAAUAUUGCCUAUGUAAUUUUAACAUAUUAACAUUUGUGUGUGAAAUAUGUAACUUUAAGUGUUAAAAUAUGUAACUCACGUUCAGUCAAGUCAAAUGCAACUCGUGUGUAUAAAUAUGUAUCUCUACGUGUAACAAUAUGUAACUUUACGUAAAAAAAAUGUAACUCGCAUUCAGACAGGUCACAUGCAACUCGUGUGUAUAAAUAUGUAACUCGCGUGUAUAAAUAUGUAACUUUACGUGUAAAAAUAUGUAACUUUACGUGUAAAUAUAUGUAAGUCGCGUUCAGACAUGUCAAAUGCAACUCGUGUGUAUAUAUAUAUAUGUAACUCGCUUAUAAAAAGAUGUAACUUGCUUAUAAAAAGACGUAACUCGCUUAUAAAAAGAUGUAACUUGCUUAUAAAAAGAUGUAACUCACUCAUAAAAAGAUGUAACUCAAUGUAUUAUCAAAUGUAACUGAGGCCACUGAUCCAUUCCCAAACAAAUUCGAUCUUCUAUUUCACAAACCUAUCAUCUCCCAAACAGAUUCGAUUUUUCUUAUAAUCCAAUACUCAUUAAUAUAAUAGUUCGAUAAUUUCUUAAAAUUACAUACACAAUAUUGGUCUCAUUUGAAAGAUCAUGACAAAUAAAAAAUAUUGAUAUAAAUUUUAUAAAAAUCGGAUCAAAAAUAAAAAAGUUAUUAUCAUUUUUAACAUCAAAAGCAAAACAAAAAAAACAAAUGUUGCGUCGUUUUUGCAACCGGGCGCACCAUAUAAAAAAACAAAGUUAUUAUAUGGCGCCGGUUGCACCAUAUAAUUUGCCUGGAGGGAGUAAUAGGGAGAAGCGUAUAAGCAAUAGAUAGAAAUAGAGAAACCGCAAAUUAUACCGUGGCAUCGGCAUACCGUGCUCAAGGUGCACCGAUCCCAAAACGGUACCAUUUUUGUAUAAAAAAACUCAGGAUCUGCGCAUCUCGAUCCGCAUCUGCUCUACCUAAUUUCUUUUACUCCGCAUCUGCUCAUCUUCCUCUACCAGAUCGCAGAUGGCCGUCAAAGCCUGCCGUCAUUUUCCUUGGAUUCUGAUCCUGAGUUUCCGUCUUUUGUUUGUGUUGAUGCCAGUUGGCAAAGACGAUUGGUGAAAAUCAAAAUUGAGAUGGUGAAGAAAUUGGGGGUUUUGAUGGGUUCGGUUGAAGGGAUUUUUUUCUUAUCUAAUUUGAAGGUCUAUUCUUGAACUUCAAUUUUUGAAAUAUCUUUAUAAUGGGAACUUUGACAACCAUUCGUAAGGAUUGGUAUGAUGAUUUGAGUUGUGCGUGGAUGCUUGGUUGAUUUGUGUGGCACAACAAAUUAAAGACGAAAGAAGAGCACAUGACAUA
Cuscuta europaea is the source of this 4804-nucleotide messenger RNA. Lineage: Eukaryota; Viridiplantae; Streptophyta; Magnoliopsida; Solanales; Convolvulaceae. The record is from the annotation of a GenBank genome assembly.